This is a messenger RNA of Gigantopelta aegis, 765 nucleotides long. Its product is annotated as succinate dehydrogenase [ubiquinone] iron-sulfur subunit, mitochondrial-like. Gene Ontology annotation, molecular function: 2 iron, 2 sulfur cluster binding; electron transfer activity. Gene Ontology annotation, biological process: respiratory electron transport chain; tricarboxylic acid cycle; aerobic respiration. The record is from RefSeq and is a predicted model, not a curated record. Gene Ontology annotation, cellular component: mitochondrial membrane. NCBI's taxonomy places the organism in Eukaryota, Metazoa, Mollusca, Gastropoda, Neomphalida, Peltospiridae.
AUGCUCCGAGGUGCUCAAACAGCUGCUGCAUCUGAGCCUGUUGAGAAACCACGACUAAAGAGGUUUCUUGUUUAUAGAUGGAACCCAGACAAACCAGGUGAUAAGCCUCGUAUGCAGGAAUAUCAAGUAUUUAAAUACUGUGGUCCAAUGGUGUUAGAUGCUUUGAUUAAAAUAAAAAAUGAAAUAGAUCCUACGUUAACUUUUAGACGUUCCUGCCGUGAGGGUAUUUGUGGAUCUUGUGCAAUGAACAUUAAAGGAGGUAAUACAUUAGCAUGUAUUAGUCGUAUAGAUCCUGACAAUAGUAAACCUCUCAAAAUAUACCCAUUACCUCACAUGUAUGUUGUUAAAGAUCUAGUACCGGAUAUGACCCACUUUUAUGAGCAAUAUCGGUCUAUUGAACCAUAUUUGAAGAGAAAAGAUGAAACAGAGGAGAUGGGAAAACAACAACACCUCCAGUCAGUCAAGGACAGAGAAAAGCUAGAUGGUCUAUACGAGUGUAUUUUAUGUGCCUGCUGUUCGACAGCUUGUCCUUCUUAUUGGUGGAAUCCUGAUAAAUAUUUAGGACCUGCUGUACUCAUGCAAGCUUAUAGAUGGAUGAUUGAUAGCAGGGAUCAGUUUCAAGCCGAGAGAUUAGCUAAAAUAUCCGAUCCAUUCUCAGUAUUUCGAUGUCACACUAUAUUAAGUUGUACCAAGACUUGCCUAAAGUAAGGGCUUAACCCUGGAAAGGCUAUUGCAGAAAUUAAAAAAAUGUUAGCUUCAGCAUAA